CCUAGCAUACCCCCACCCACCUUCUCAACCAACGCAGCCAUGGUCGUCUUGAAUUUUCAUCCAGGCGCACUGCCCAACUUCAGCCUCCGGAUGAAGCCUACCGACACACUCUCUACGAUCCGGGAGCGUGCUGCCGCAAAGAUCCGGCUUGACCUCAAAGACGGCAUUCCGCUCUCGGUCAAGUACGGACACGGAGGCAAGUCCUUCACCCUUGAAGACGAUGAUGACUGGGACAUCUUCGUUGAGCGGUUCGGUAACGAGAAGGAAGCUGAUCUUUACCUGGAGUCACCUGAAAUUCCUCAGGCGACUGAUGAUUCCGACGAUUCCGACGAGGAUGAAGUGCGUCCGGUGGUCGCCAACAUUCCGGUGACAAACGACGGAACCCUGGUUGCUCGCACGCCUGGUCGCGGCAAGGGAGGACCCGUGAGCAUCCAUCGGGUUACACCGAACCGCGUCACCUCCGUCGACGAGUACACCGAGGCGGGAGGGCAGACUACCGGCGGACGAGACUCGAUCCUGUACCCUGCGCCACAAGAGCCCAUUGCACACCCAGGCUACAGCAAGCCAGUGGUGCCAGAUUACCCCACAACGACGCCCGCAAUGGAUGCCAUGUCGAUGCGGAGCAACAAGACGGCCAGAGCCAAGCUCAGUCAGACUGCGCAGAGCCUGGUGCCCUCGCACAAGAUUGCCUUUCAAGAAUUCCACUCUCAGCUCGGCGUCCGCCUCCUCAAGGGUAGCCUGGGCCCCGUCGAUGACGUGCCCAUGAUGCUCAAGAGCGGCUACAGGCAUGUCUACGUCAGUCGCAGCUUUGCUCUCAACCACGGCUUCAUCCCCAAGGACACGACGCCGGGCACGUAUGGCUUCAACGGAAUCACCAACCUGGGCAAGUGGCCCGUCAAGGUGGGAUCCAAGAGCGUCGCCUGCACAGUCAUGCUGGCCGAAGACUCGUACUUCCCAGUCGUCCUCGGCCGCACCUUUUUCGAAAAGAGAAAGAUCCGGACGGACCCAGUCGACAUGACCAACGUCGUCUUCAUGGACACGGGCGAGCACGUCGACGUUGAAGUCGUCGUCGUUCGCGACGAGAAGGGGGAGCCCGUCCCCAUCCCUUGAGUUGACCUUGAUGCUCAUUCCACUCCUUUUGUUCCUCGCCUUUCUUUCUCUAUCUUUUCCUUACUUGCCCCUGUCCCUGGAAGCUGAAGUCGAGGAGACCUUGUUAAUCGAAUGUGAUAUGAGAUUUCACUGUC
This is a messenger RNA of Acaromyces ingoldii, 1244 nucleotides long. RefSeq lists its product as hypothetical. NCBI's taxonomy places the organism in Eukaryota, Fungi, Basidiomycota, Exobasidiomycetes, Exobasidiales, Cryptobasidiaceae. The coding region runs from base 40 to 1110 and encodes 356 amino acids. The transcript has 3 exons. The record is from RefSeq and is a predicted model, not a curated record.